UCUCACUAUCGUGGCGGGGGCUUCAAGUAGCAAUGGCAAAGGGGGCCGACAGGCCGCCCCAGUCGACGUGGGGUCUCCCCUACUCGACUGGGAGGAGGCUGACCAUUUCAGUUUUGAGGAUUCAGAGAGAUUCGAAGAAGAUUCCUUAUGCAGCUGGAGUUCAGAGCCUGAGAGCCUUUGCAACAACUGGCGAGGUUGGAGAAGGCCAAAUCUUCAGAACUCAUUCGGAACCCGAUCGACAAAAAAGAACAUUCAAGAAAAGACAGUUUCAACACUAAGUGAACUUGCAGCAAAAUGCGUAGCAUCUCACAUACCAUUUGAAUUAGUUGAACAUGUCUAUCCACCGGUACCGGAGCAACUUCAACUCCAGAUUGCAUUCUGGAGUUUCCCUGACAGUGAAGAUGACAUCAGGUUGUACUCCUGCCUUGCAAAUGGCUCAUCUGAUGAGUUCCAGAAAGGAGAACAUUUGUUCAGAGACAGAGCAGUCAAAGAUGUCUUACAAAUUGGUUUCCACUUAUCUGCAACAGUAGUUGUUCUAAGUAUGCCUCGGGCGCAGUUCAAUGUGGCCGUAACCUUUGACAGACAAAGAAUAUCAUCCUGCAACUGCACUUGCUCCUCAACAGCUCAUUGGUGUUCACAUAUUGUUGCUGUCUGCCUUUACAGAAUACACCUUCCAACUCAAGUAUGCUUGAGAGCACCAGUUUCGGAGUCAUUGCAGCGGUUACGAAGAGAUCAACUGCAGAAGUUCGCACAAUAUUUAAUAUCAGAGUUGCCGCGGCAAGUCUUGCCGACGGCCCAACGUAUUUUGGACGAACUUCUGUCGGCCCAACCGAACACAAUAAACACGACAUGCGGUGCACCCGACCCUACCGCCGGGGCUUCGGCUUACGAGUACACAUCCUGGUUCCUUGACGAGAAGACCUUACAUAACAACAUCAACAAGAUUUUAGUCAAGUUCUGUGUUCCAACGCCUAUAGUAUUUAGCGAUGUCAACUAUCUAAGUACAAGCGCGCCUCCCGCUGCGGCAGAGUGGUCGUCGUUGCUGAGGCCACUACGAGGCAGGGAGCCAGAAGGCAUGUGGAACUUACUCUCUAUUGUCAGAGAGAUGUUCAAGAGAAACGACAGAAAUGCUAUACCUCUCCUGGAAAUUAUCACUGAAGAAGUUAUGGCUUGUGAACAGAUUAUAGUAUGGUGGUACACAACCAAAGCUGCUUUAGUAGCAUGGGGCAACAACGGAGGCGGCGGCAAGCAUGGCGGUGGCGGCGGAAAUUCUGCCGCUCAACAUGCCUGCUCUUCUCUGUGUGACGAGGUGGUUGUAUUGUGGCGCUUAGCUGCUUUAAACCCAGCUUUAGCACCUCACGAACGUGACACAUUACACGAACAAUUUGCACAAUGGCACAUGAAAGUGCUAGAUAAGGUGGCGAAGAGUCGUAAUACUCAUAUACCAGCAAGUUCGUCGUCGCACAGUCGCCACUCGUCGCGUUCUCACUCACACUCUCCUUACAUCAACGGCAUAAGUGAGAACGAAGUCUUUCCCGGCUUCCACCCGGCAAUGGAAGCUUGCUUCUUAGAGUGGGACGACUAUCAGAUACCGGGCGUCACAUAUACUAAAGACUUGAACCCACUUUACCAUAGCCCUUUCACUAUCUUCAGACAUGCAGACAAGCAAAACGAUAGUGUGCAUCAGGUAAAUUCGUCUAAAGCAGUGUUGAAUAACGAGAUGUCACUAAGUUAUAGACUUACGAAUCCUGAUCCCUCUCUGCACGGCCAUCGUACUACUGUUCUUAGAAAUAGUCAUAUUGCAGUUGACUUAGCGAUUCCUGGCCCAUCAAGUCAGCCUUGUGGAACUGAAGAAGGACCCAGUGAUCCACCACGCGACUCUGGACCCAGCGAUGGCAACCACUCUAGUGUCUCGUCUGAAGGUUUCUGCGAGAACGAAGAGGAGAUUCUACAGCAGAGUGGUGGAGAUACAGACUCUCAGGAGUCAAGCUCUCCCCCCAUAUCGUCUGAUGAUGCCCAACGUCGCGUUUCUAACGAUGAGUCGGUGUCCGAUGAUGACUGUAACUUGUACUUCUACGACACUGCUGCUGCCAGGAGGGCAGUGGCCGACGAGGGAACUAGCUCAGGAACCGUCGUUUCGAUGAGUGCGAGCAGUUCGUGCGGCAUGGGCUGGGCGUGCGGGUGGGAGGGGUCGUUCGCGCGUGCCGAGGGUCUGCACGCGCACGGGCACGCGCGCGAGGCCUGCGCCCUGGGCGCGCGCCUGGCGCGGGAGCUGCUGGCGCGGCCGCCGGCGCUGGGCGGCGCCAACCUAAUGCCGUCGCUGGACCCGAAGAAGCCGCGGCGGCGCCACACGCCGAGCCCGCGCCUGUGCGCCGCCAGCCACCGCCUGUCGUGCCUGGCGUCGGCCACGCUGGCCAAGUGCGCCUUCCUCUGCACCGUUUUAGCAGAAUUCAGCGAACACCACGAGCUUGCCUUCCGGGUAGGUCUGUUUGCACUUGAGAUGGCUCGACCGCCGGCGAGUACUAAGGCUUUGGAAGUAAAACUAAAUAACCAAGAAACGGAGUUAGUUUCUCUACUGAAGAAACUUCCAACUGGCGCCGAACAGUUAGCUUUAGCUCGAGAAAAAGCCGAACAAUUGCGCGACGGUACGCUAAGGAACCGCGGACCAGCUUUGCUGCCAAUAGCGUUAGCGAGCUUCCUAUUCGAUGUGUUGGUUUUAUCUGCUACUGAUAAAGAUAAUAAACAUCCUGUAAGUAAACAUUACAAAUUAUUUAUUCACAUAUGUGUAGAACAACUAGAUACAAUAACGAUAAAAUAUUGUUUUCAACAGGCAAGGUCGCCAAAUGAUGAAACACUAGGCUUUGAAGCCGCUGUUGCAGCUUUAGGUCUCAAAGCCAAUGUGUCCGAAGCAGAUCAUCCUCUACUAUGUGAGGGUACAAGAAGACAGCGCGGAGAGUUGUCUCUGACGCUUUUGUCUUUCUACAAAGAUGAUCCUGUCAAACUUGCUAGGAUUAUGAAUAAAUUGCUGGACCGCGAGAUCCACCAGUUGACGAAGAGUCCGAUGGUGAGCCUGUACUACAUGAACAACCCGCGCCUGGCCGCCUACCGCGCCGACGUGGCGCCGCACGCCGCCUUCGCACCGCUCCCACCGCACGCGCCCAACACUCUGCCGCCUCAGGCGGUGUGCCUGAGCGCGGAGUUGGAGCGGCUCGUGGUGACGGAGGACGGGACGUCGCCCCCCGCGCACUCGUCGCUCGCGUCCCAUGCGUCUCUCGCGUCCCAUGCGUCGCACGCGUCUCACGCGUCGCACGCGUCCCAUGCGUCGCACGUGUCACAUGCGUCUCACGCGUCACACGUGUCGCAUGCGUCUCACGCGUCACACGUGUCGCACGCGUCUCACGCGUCCCACGUGUCGCAUGCGUCGCACGCCUCGCACGCGUCCCACGCGUCGCAUGCGUCUCACGCGUCGCACGCAUCGCACGCGUCUCAUACGCCGCAUCCUGUGCCCCACGCUUCUUCCACGCACACGCCUAUCUCCAGGGCCAAGGAUUCCAGAUAUAAAGGCAAGCGCCAGUACCCUUCGGUGCCCAACCAGCCAUCCGAAGCGUCUGCGCACUUUAUGUUCGAGUUGGCUAAGUCCGUACUAUUCAAAGCUGGUGGGUCAUCCAGCACUAGUCUGUUCACACAACCCUCAUGUGCCAGGGAACACCAUGGACCUCACAGAGGUUUACACAUGGCCGCAUUUCAAUUGGGACUUUACGCCCUUGGCCUACAUAACUGUGUAAGUGCGAACUGGCUCAGUCGCACUUAUUCAUCUCACGUUAGUUGGAUCACAGGUCAAGCUAUGGAUAUUGGCGCACCUGCUAUUUUAUUCCUGAUUGACGCGUGGGAAGGACAUUUAACCCCGCCUGAAGCUGCUAGCAUCGCUGAUAAAGCGUCUUCAGGCCGCGACGUGCCCACAGUCCGCGCGGCGGCAGAGCUGGCCCUGUCGGUGUUGCCUCACGCGCAUGCGCUCAACUACAACGAGAUACAGCGCGCCGUAUUGCAAUGCAAGGAACAAAGCGAUUCUAUGCUCGAGAGGGCCUGUCUUACUGUUGAAGCUGCCGCUAAAGGUGGUGGCGUGUAUCCUGAAGUAUUGUAUACAGUGGCCCGCUACUGGCACGAGCUCUACCUCCGACAGGCCAACGAGGAGACCGAGCCAUUGCUCGACGAGCCACAGUACCGCGCCCAGCCACCGCCUCUUGCCGUACCAGUGCCCUACCCCAUUCCCUACCCAUUCACCUACCAUCCCUACCCGCCCACCAUCUACCAGCUUCCGUACGCAGGCACAGGUCCUCCACAUCCUCCGCCGCAGUACGCGCUGCCGCCGUACUUCGUCCGUGGUAUAGUGGCGCCGGCCGCCGCGCCCGCCCUCGCGCAGCAUCCGCAGCACCAGCAACACGCGCCGCUUCCGCAGCACGCGCAGCAUGCGCAGCUCCCGCAACACGCGCAGCAUCAGCCGCUGCAGCAACACGCGCCGCUACAGCAACACCCCCAGCACCAACCGCUGCAGCAACACCAGCCGCUACAGACUCACCAACCGCUGCAACCGCACCAGCCGCUACAACAACAUCAACCGCUACAGCAACAUCCGCCACUACAAACGCUGCCGCAACCCCUGCAGCAACACCCACAGCCGUUGCAGCAACAUCCCCAACCAUUGCAGCAACACCCACAGCCGCUGCAGCAACAUCCUCAACCGAUGCCGCAACACCCGCAACCGCUACAGCAGCACCCGCAACCGAUACCGCAUCCACAACCGAUGCAACAUCCGCAACACCAGCCGAUGCAGCAUCCUGCCCUUACCCAGCACCCACCGAUGCCGCAACAUGUUACACAUGCCACUCCGUUACCACAGACUAUAACUGUCAACGCUACAGUCCAUCAAGUCCAGCACCCAGCCCCGAUCCCGCCGCCGCUGCCGGGCCCGCAGCAGAUGGUGCCGGUGGCGGGCGUGUCGGCCAGCGGCGUGAGCGUGGCCAGCGUGAGCGGCGUGGGCAGCGUGGGCAGCGUGGCGGGCGUGGCGCCGGCCGCGCAGCCCGCGUCGCAGCCCGCCGCGCCCAACGUCAACCAGACGCAGCUGCGCCGCCUGCUCGCCGCCUACCGCGUCGGGAUGUUGGCCUUGGAGACGCAAGCCCGUCGCGUACACGAUGAUCGUCCACAAAAUAAGUUUGGCAGGAACCCGCCGUACGGCGAGCACGUGAAGUGGUUGCUGCGCAUAUCGAAGCGCCUGGGCGCGCAGUACCUGCACCAGUUCUGCGUGUGCGCGGUGAACUCGGUGGUGUCUCCGUUCGUGCUGUACGAGCUGUGCGUGGAGUCGGCGCACUGGCUGGCGCGCGGCGGCCCGCACCACCUCGUCAUGCAGCACCUGCGCGGCACGCUCGCGCCGCUCGUGCAGAAGUGCCAGCAGAUGUACAUUCAAUGCAUCCAUCAAAAGCUGUACCACCUGACUACAGUGGAGUAUGAAGAGUUCGUGAGCAUCGUACUGUCGGCGCGCACCGCGUUCCAGCUCACGCCUGAAGGAAACACACAGUUCAAGGAGUGGCUCGCUUCACUGCGCAGGUCCAAAUCGUGCAAGAAAGAUCUGUGGACGCAGCUGAACGCAGCUCUGCAGACAAAUGGCAAAUGACGUCGGCAGCCGAUAGUUUGUAGAGUGCGGUGUACCGCGCGCAAACUGUCACAACACAGGCGAUGGCCGCGUUAUCGGCUUGUAUACCAUCUACAUAAUAAUAUUUAACUAUAUUACAUAUUGUGUUAUUUGUAAUUUGAGUUCUUGUUUACUACGGAAACGAUUCUAUCAGUACUGAAUGAUUGAUGUAUUGUUAAUACACGUUACAGGAUUGAGAGGUUAUAAUAUACUUUAAGCUAGUAACUAGUAAUUGGGACUUGAGAUAUUUCUAAUCGUUGAUGAAAUCAUAAGUAAUGUGAAAAUACUUAUAAUAAAUCUGAAAAAUAGUAAUUCGUAAAGAUAAUCGAGACAUGAAAAUCAGAAGGUGUAUGUAAACUUAAAUUACAAAUAAUAUAAUUCCGACUUGAGAAGAUAUAACCUCUGUUAGAAAUAGUAACACUCGACUUUGAGGGUAAUCGAUCUCAGUGUAAACACAAACGGAAAGUAUCGGUGAUCACAUGAAAUGUUGCUAACUCCUAAUAUAUGUUCAGCGUUUUUGCACAUUCAUAUAUUUGUUUGUAUAAUCGUUUCAAGACAUUCGCGAAACCGUUUUUGUGUCAGAGAACAGAAUGAAAAUUCAUAAUCAUAAUUUUAUUGUCGUUUGAAUUCACGUUACUAACACGAGAGAAACAUUCAAGCUCAUUUGAAGGUUGUGCUUAAAUAGUCUGAGAUUUGGUUGUUAUCGGAGUUUAUUGUAAGAAGAGUUCAUGUUUGCACCAUUGCUAUUUGAGGAGUUUAGCAACAUUUAACUUGUUUUUCUUAGAUUGUGCAGUGUGACUUCUCAUAAAUGAUGUUAACCACUUCCAUCUUCUAAAUUGCUUAUUUUGUAAGACAUUGCACAAAAUCACCUUGAAUUCCCUUUUGUUUUUCCGUGGAUUUUUAAUAAUCUUGACACACUUGAACUAGUCAGUGGUUUUGAAGAUCCGUAUUUGGUGACCCAAUGGAACUUCUCAACUGUAGCUCAUUUAGUUUUCUUUUUUUUUCUUUGAAUAGCUUAAUGUAAGACAUAAGUUGGAUUUUAAUGUCUUUUUACGUAUAAGGUUUUAGAACCUUUUGACUGCAUUCGCGUAAAAGGUAUUAAAUGAUAACGAAAUCAUGGAGAAUGUUAAUCAGGAUCGGAACUUAUAUCCAAUAUUGGAGUUUUGAGUCGAAAUGUUUCAGUUGUGGUUAGCAUUUUGCUGCUUUUAGUUAAUUCUAAUUGCUAGGUGGGCAUCUGAUGAUAUAAGAAGGAUUAACUAUGUUUAGAGAAAUAAUAAUGAGAUGCAAUGCUUAUUUUCAUGCUAACCCUCUAUAGAAGCCUUUAGUGCUAGAGUUAAUUCAUCAGUUAGUUCAGUAUGCAUAAGUGUAAAGGAAUUCAAAUUAUGUAGCCGUGGGACUUGAUUCAGUGGCGUGGACAUUUAAAAGUCAGACAGAAAUUCGGGCGUUAAUUACUUAAUUAAAUCAGUGUCCACUUAGCGGUUUUGUCGUGAAGAUCUCUAUCAUUUUGUAAGCUUUUAGAACAUAGUACGUCACUCAUUUAUUGUAUGCGUUUCAUCGUUCUUUUUAUUUUAGUGUAAUGCGAGUUUUCAUUAUAUCAUUUGGAAGAUUAAGAUCGCGAUGCGCUAUUAUUUAUACUUUUUAUUUGUUUUAUUUUUAGCAGGAAUUGUGCUAAUUGUUUUUUUGGUUGGGUUAACGUCGAUUACGCAAUGUUACAUUCACCAAUACUGACUACUAUAACGUAUAAAACGACUACAAUGUUAUAUUAUAUGUUUAUUAAAUCAAGACUUUUAAUUGUAGUCGAUUUAUAAGAUAUUCUCGUGAAUGUAACUCAAGUAUUGCGACGAAAAUACGGAAUUUCAAAAUUGUAACCAUAGUCCAUAUUACACGAAUUGGCUUAAGAUGUUUCAAGUGACCUAAAUAGCGUCAUUAGACUACAGAUUAUUAGACAGAAUGUAGGCGAUGACCGUCGAUACACUAUUUUUGAUAUUCUCUUGUCGAAAUUUGCAGUUUCAUGAUGUUUAAUGUAAUAACGUCUCGCGAAGAUAUGUAGACGUGCGUUCUAUUAACUAUAGUGACUUUAUUUACACGUUUUUAUUAUAAUACAUAUUAUAUAUAAAGUAUAUGGUAAUGCGUAGUAGCGUUGAGAGCCUCUGAAAUAUAUUUAAAUAAUAAUGUGUAUGAAGCGUGUGCUGGCAACAAAUGAAUACCGCAACAUUAACUUCUCGAAGAUAUAAUGUUCAUUUUUAAUCACAUUUGCUGAACAAUGAUUGUCGGUUUCAAGGUCUUCGCGUUAAUUACAUUCGAGCGGGUUAAAGUGAUAAUUUAACACGAUUGGCACGCUGAAAAUUAGAAUUUUAUAGAAUAAGUCAGACGGUAAUAUAUUAUUGUGUAUAUUAUAUUAAACGUAAAGUGCUAGAAAUUCUCCUAACAUGAAAGCAAUAUUGAAAUAUCAUUUUAUAAUAAAUAUUACGAGAUUUAGAAAUAUGUAUUGUCUAUUCGCAAGAAUAUUAUUGUAAUUGAUGUGGUGGUACAUUAAGUAUAAAUGAAAGUUGUGCAUGUUUAGUAAAAACGAUUAACUUGCCGGUAGUUUGCGUGUUCGUGUCUUUUUGAAUAUCGUAAUACGCUAGUAUAAAUUGCUCAAUCAAGUAAACAAGUGAAUGUUCAGAGAAUUUGCGAGUAAACCGUAUCAGCGGGCUUUGGUUGUGCUCUACUUCAAAGAUACGGGAAAUAUUUACUAAGAGGUCGGAGUCGGAAACAGCUGUCGUAAAAUGUAGCUAAACCAUAAAUGUUUUAAAAUUUGCAAUACAAUUUGUUUGGACCCUGAAAUGAUAAAUAUACACAAGCGAGACAUUUGAACAAUCAGCUUGAGCAAAUCAGUGCUAUUAGCCCCGGACUGGACAUGUAAUAUGGUGUAAUAUGAUCUAAACUGUAGUCCCUUUUUUUUGCAAUCUUGAAAGAGGUUUUAGGACUCCUGUGCAUAUUCUAGAGUGAAGGAAAGUCUGACAUUGGAAUGAAAUUUGUUGCCAGCCUAAGCAUCAAGUAGUUUUAGUUCAAUAUCUUUAUAAAAUUAGAUGUUUAUGUGCAUUCAUUAAGUGUGAAUGUUUCAGCAUUCAGUAGAUAGUAAAUUUUAGAAUGCUAGUUAGAUUAAAUUGAAGGACGUUACAAUCAGAUCAAAGUUAAGGUUUACUAUUUUAAGUGACUUAAAAAAAUAUGUUCAGAAUUUUAAUCAGGAAAAUGGUUGUAUGGUAUUUCCUAAAUAGACUAUUUGAUUGUUCGAUAUUCAUAUUCAGAAUUAUCCUCUGCACAAAAGUUUGCUGUUACCAACUCGUUAAUAAUGCACUUUGAGUUUUCGUUUUUUUGCGUGUUUCUUAGGGAAUAGCAUUUCGUAGCGUUUUUUUGAUUAGGUUUAUGUUAGGUACGUACAUAGAUUAUAAGAACUAUACUGUAAAGAUACGAAUGCUUUAACAUCACAAGAGAAAGAUGGACUCAAAUCAGUGUUCUUUUUAUCAGAAAUAUACUGCAUAUGUUAUUGGACGAGUAUCUUUGCAGUAUCUCUCUCUAUCGCGUCCAAUUUUGUCUACUCAAUUCACAUUAUUUUAUUAAAUUUUAUUUAUUUUUACUACCUCGUUAAUCAGACUUAAAAAUUAGAAAGAGUUUAUCCUACGUCAUUAGGUUAUAAAACGUGUAUGUGGACUUUUCCGUAGAUUACAGAAUAAUGUUUUAUUUCUUUUUAUUUCCUACUAUUCCUAAUUUUCUUCCUACAUAUUUCUUGCUAUUUUACACAAUAUAAAUACAGUUAAAAAUAUAGCCUUAUAAAAUCGUGAUGUGCUUCAUUUUCACGAAAUACAGUUCUUUCAACACAUUCACAGGAUUAAUGAAGUAGGUAUCUCUUGGGAAGACAGUAAUGGUCAUAGAUAUUUGCCGUCCAUAAAUUUAUUUGCAGAAUUAUACUCCUUUUUAAGUCAUCUUCCAGUUGAAUUGAAAGUAUAUUACAGUUCAAUAGCAAUACGCUCGUCGGGCAUUAUUAACAUUUUCUGGUAUAAUUUAGUUUACUAUAUUUUUUUGCAAUAGUCUUUAAAGCGCUUCGACAUUUUUGUCUCAAAAACUAUUUUUACACGAUAAAGCGUAUUUAAACAAACAACAAAAAAAAAAAGAUUAAAUAUAUCGUUAGUUUCGUAAAUAUAGAACGUUAGUACGGAGCAUAUUUUAAUUAGUCGUUUAAUGCAUGUUCAUAGAUUUAAUUCGCCCAGAGUCAGGCAAGUUUGCGAGGUGUUCCAUAGGUGUUGCGGUAUCCCAUUGAUUUGCAGUUAUCAGUAUCACAUAUCAGAUCGACUUCUUGUCGGGAGAUUAUUCAAACAAGCAUAAUUUAAUGACAAUCACAAUUAAUUAAAUUAUUAUAUUUCUAGCGUUGAAUGUUGAAUUUACUUACUAAGUCAGUGGCAUAAUGAAAAGUGGAUUAGACAUACAUUACAUUAAUUGAUUCGCGAUCAUGCGAUACUUAUGUUAUUUAAUUAUUUAUCAGACUACAAAAGAAUAAAAUUGAUUGCAUGUAUUUAUAAAUAUACUCGUAUUUAUUUACAUAUACAUAAAUUAAAAUAAAAGCGUAUGUCUUUUCCGCAAUGAUUGGUCUACAUUAUUAGAGUGGUAGGGCACAGCUAUUGAACAUAUUUGAUAGUUCAGGAUCGUGGGCAAUGGGCCAUUAGCUGCAACAGUUGUACUGAGUUUUGUUCUUUAAUACUCAUGGCAAUGUAUGCAUGUCGAACUACGUCACAUCACAAGUCAGUUUAGAAUUAUUGAGGAUAUCAGUCUAGCAAGUUUGUUUAGUUCUACAUCGAAGAUGCAUAAUUAUUUUAUACAUCUGGAUUUGUAGUUUAAUUAUAUUGCACUUUGUAAGUGUGGUGUCUCCGCCUAUUAAAGUAUUUAACCAUUUACAGAGUUCGAAUGGCUACUUAUUAGUGUACGUAAUAAAUUUAUAUAAUGAUGAUAUUUUAUUGUGCAUAAAGUAUAUUUGAAAGUGUUGCAAAACAAAGAUGUCCAGUUUGCCAUUAUCGGGUUGGAAGUACUUACUCUAAUAAUUUCAAUUAUAACGAAGUUGGAAGUUAUAUUCGAUAUUGCGUUUAUAAUUUGCAGCAGCAAGUGACGCGCAUAAUAAGAAUAUAAUUAAGUGGUACGUAGCAAUUUGGGAAUGACAUUUAUUGUUUUGUGUACACUUUUCAAGUCAUGUACUAUGAAGCAACAGUAUGGAGCGUCCAGCUCUCAAGAUAUCCUUGUUAAAUAUUGUUCAACUCAUAUACAUUAUAGCAUUCUUUGCAAAAAUCUCAAACGAACUGUUUAUUUUUUUGUGCCACGAUCGUUUCAAAAACUGUCCGCCAUGUUUACCUGCAGGACGAAAGACUGACAAGAACAUUGAAAUAGUCGAAAGUGGAGACUUUAAGAUAAACCAGGAUGUCUAGAAAUGAUACUGUUAUAGCAUACGUUUAUCGGGUUAAUAUUUUCCUUAGACAUUUUAUUGUGAGCGAAUUGUUUUCAGACAUCCUGUAUAAUUAUAGAAAGUGCCCAUACAUAUAGUAUUUAUUAAAUAUAGCACUAGACAUUUUGCUCCGUUGUCGCAAAUGGUUGUAAUUAUAAAGAUAUAGUUAAUAUUAAUUAGUAAAAUGAUAGACUGUUUUGCACGACUUCUGGUUUGACCGUGUCAACUCUUCUUCCUCACGUUGUCUCUUUACAUGCAAACAACUACCUGAACACUUUGUGAUGACAAGUUCUUCUCUGAAGUUUGCCGGUUGCAUGUCAACCUACAACGUUUUCAAUUUUCGGUACAUUCAACCUACUUGCAUCCCACAUAAAAAUGUGUUUCUACUCAAUCUCGAAAUAUUUUGACCUCUUAACGUUUUAUUAUUACUUUUACGAUUACACUAAGUCUUUUUUGGCAACAUAUUUGAAGUAAUAUUAUUUAAUUAUUCAAUAUACUUAUCUAUAUUAAGA
Messenger RNA from Spodoptera frugiperda (fall armyworm), 11668 nucleotides. Its product is annotated as zinc finger SWIM domain-containing protein 8 homolog. Gene Ontology annotation, cellular component: Cul2-RING ubiquitin ligase complex. The coding region runs from base 542 to 5668 and encodes 1708 amino acids. The record is from RefSeq and is a predicted model, not a curated record. The transcript has 26 exons. NCBI's taxonomy places the organism in Eukaryota, Metazoa, Arthropoda, Insecta, Lepidoptera, Noctuidae. Gene Ontology annotation, molecular function: zinc ion binding.